Molecule: messenger RNA, 2813 nt
Organism: Sabethes cyaneus
Lineage: Eukaryota; Metazoa; Arthropoda; Insecta; Diptera; Culicidae
Gene: Scp1
Product: sarcoplasmic calcium-binding protein 1
Exons: 6
Coding region: 73-648 (191 amino acids)
Molecular function (GO): calcium ion binding
Source: RefSeq, a predicted model, not a curated record
UUGUUUUAGUCUUCGACGGGAGUUGGUUUAGACAAUUAGUUCAGUUGAAACCUAAAUUGAAAGCUAUUCAAAAUGAGUUACUCGUGGGAUAAGCGUGUCGAAUUCAUCGUCAGUCACAUGUACGAUUUGGACAACAAUGGCUUCCUGGACAACAACGAUUUCCAGUGCAUGGCUCUGCGUGCCACCGUCGUUGAGGGCAAGGGCGACAUCAACCAGGCUCGCCUGACAGAGUACCGCACCAUCAUGAAGGCCCUGUGGGAUGAAAUCUCCGCCCUUGCCGAUUUCGAUAAGGAUGGUAAAAUCACCACCGACGAAUUCAAACAGGCCGUCAGGCAGACGUGCGUUGGCAAACCCUAUGCCGAAUUCCCCAAGGCCAUGAAGGCUUUCAUUGAUGCCCAUUACAAAAUGAUGGACAUCAACAACGACGGUCUGGUCAGCAUAGAGGAGUACCGUUACAACUCAAUCACCCGGAUCGCAGUCGAUGACAUCAAGGUGAUCGAUGACUCGUACAACGCCCUAGUCAGCGACGAGGACAACAAGCGCGGUGGAAUUACCCUGCAGAGAUACCAGGAGUUGUACGCCCAGUUCAUGGGUAACGAAAGCGACAAGUGCUCGGCCAUCUACCUGUACGGCCCGAUCCCACAAUAAACCGUUUGAACCAACAUUCGAAGAUUCACCACCUUUGGCAAACAAAACAAUGAAUACCACCAACCAAAAUGCGGCUUUUGCUUAACAGUAAACUAACAACACCAGGUUUAAGUAUUAAGCAUAAGAUUAUAGACUAAAGCAAAUGAUGCUAGAAAUGAGAAAGAGGAAAGCUUCUAAAUCAACCUCUCGACAUCAGACAACAUCUUGAUUCGAAUACUAAAACAUCCCAACUGACUAAAUAAAGCAAACAUCAAAACCGAAAAUUUAAUUUUAUUUGUAUACGAGAUUUAUUAGAUCAUCAAACUACCGACCUCUAGACAUCAUUAACGAUUCGGACCUAGAACAAUAUAGUAGCAUCACGAAUCGGUUCCUCUUUCCAAACAAUGUGGUAGUUUGACGGGUGGUCCUGAUCCGGUUCCAUUCCAACUAAAAGACGAAGCGGAUACCCGUGUUCCCGACUGUGAUCUCACACUCUAAGGACCCCCGGUACCCGUUACGAGCAGAAGGGAACAUAAGCACCCAUUUUGAAGGUGCAAUGUCUAACGAACGAGUAGAAUGCCGAGCAACCAAGACCCCGCCCAGGCAUUUACCAGUAAUUUUUUUUGUUAGGCCUACCACUUUCAGUUUCGUUCCCUAUGUCGAUUUUGAUUUCCGAACCAGCUAGGCGAAUUUGUGCCUGCAAAUUGCCUAAGCCCGUUCGUUUCACUUUAUUUUUUCCAUUCUUCUACUUGUUUGAAUUUGUACAUAAAACCAAGUGAGAAUCAAUAUCAACUUUUUAAAAUACUAGAUAGUAACAAUUGAAAAAUUGAAAAAGUUUUACUUGUUCUGAAAACAUACUAACUACUAGCAAUAAUGCAAACACUAUUUAAUGUUAAUGAUUUUUAGUGAAACUACUAUUUUUACUCUAAUUAUUAUUGUUCAUAUAUGUUAACGAUUACGGUGUUUUUAAAUAUUAGCUUUAAUUGUUUAAGAAAUAUUUCUCGCCUCCUUCUUUGAAAGUUUGAAAAUCUGUAACAACAUCAACAGCUAGCACACUAACAUCGUGCAAAUAAUUGAGGUUAUGUCAUAAUGUUCGUUUGUAAUAAUACCAUCAAGAUCAAGAAAAUAACAUCAAUCAAUUAACAUUAAAGAAGGUUUGUUAGUUUUAAAUCUUAAUAACCAAUUAAUAAAUGUUAAGUGAAUGAAAAGACAGAAAAUGUUUUAAAAAUAGCUAGAUUAAAUAAUUUAUAAUUGUUACUCAGUGUAGGAAUCUAUCUUCAACAGAAAAAAAAACAAUAAAGGUGAAACUACUCUUAUUUCGUACUUUCAAUAUACUACUGUAACGUUAUUAAACUGUACUAGAUUAAAUGCUUGCAGUAAAAAGCAGUGAUUAUUUCCUGGCAAAUUAUUCUUACAACUAACGUGAGCAACAACAUCUUUGAGCAAGUGAAUUAAAAAUAUUAUUUUCUAGAAAUAACAACUCACUAGAGAGAACAAGUUUGACCACAAGAAACAACUGACUUAUAACUGAAACAAUACGUUUGCGAAAUAGUUUGCCCAUUUUAUAACCUUUUAUUGCGUGUGUCGUAGUGAUCCGUUUGAAGAACAACAAAAACAACAAACAACAACUUUAUAUGAGAAGUUUAAACAAACAGCUGAAAUCUUUUAAACUUAGAGGAUACUGAUACAAAUUUUGGUUUUUCUUUCGUUCGAAUAAUCACUGUUUUUUCUUCACUCAGAAAAAGAAUUGUCCCCUAUCAUUUGAUGUGUAAAGUAUUUUGCUUAGUUCCGAAAAAAAAACUUGUCAGAAUAAUUAAUAAUAAUUUAGAACGAUGGGCAAAUAACGUGAAUUAUUUAUCAUAAUGCGGUUUUAGGGACAUAUUCGUAUGCGCCCAAGAGUUCCUUUUUAAAAACAUUCAGUUUACAACAAUUACUUUCCAUUCGUCCCACAAAGUUAUCUAACCGGAAGUGUGAUGGUGCGACUGAAGAAAAAACAAUAACUACCUAGUUUGUCUUAUUUACAUACUCAUAGAAAACGAUAUUUUUCCGUAUAGAACAAUAGCAACGAAUCAAUCCCUCAAACCUUAUCUUAAUUCCAUGUUUGAAAACGUCCUUUCUUUUUCCAAUAUUAAUUAAUGCAACCAAAGCAAUGAAAAACCAGAAAAAAAUAAUUCGAGAAAAUAUGA